CAGAGGCUCCAACAACCAAGUGACCCACAACACACUAUGGUGAAAAUAUCUGUUCUCCAACAUGCUCCUUCAGUACACCUACCUGCACGUCCUGGAGAUCCUACGCCUACCACUCGCAAUCUCGAUCCUUUGAUGCACCCAUUUGCUCGCGCUCGCGAGCGAAAUCGUGCUUUGAAUGCUGCAAAGAUGGACAAGCUGUUUGCGAAGCCCUUCGUAGGAGCUCUCGAGGGUCACAUAGACGCUGUCGAGGUGUUGUGCAAAAAGCCUGGGUCGUUGAGUGCUGUUGCCAGCGGUAGUUGGGAUGGGGGUGUGAUGUUGCAUAAUGUUUCCGAGCGCAAACAUAUCCGUCGAAUACAAGGUGCUCAUAAGGGCAAAGUGUCGGGCCUUUGCUUUGCUCAAGACGACCGGCUGCUAAGCUGUGGUGUGGAUAGCAAAAUCAAAAUUUGGGAUGCGAGCCCGCAAGAUGAUAUAACAGAGCAGCGCCCGUUGAACGAAUAUCCUGGGAAAUCACCAUUCAACUCAAUAGACCACCAUCGUUCAGACCCACUUUUUGCUACAGCUUCAAACAUUGUUCAAAUAUGGGAUGAAACAAAGAGCGCUGCAAUAUCCAAUUUAACGUUCCCCACGUCCACCGAGACCAUCACGUCUGUGCGAUUCAAUUUGAGUGAAACAAGUGUACUUGGCAGUAUUGGCUCAGACCGAACUUUCACCCUCUAUGAUAUUCGCACAGGAAAGGCAGAGCGUCGCAUUGUCAUGCAGAUGAGCUCAAAUGCACUUGCGUGGUCACCAACCUUUCCAACGGCUGUCUUGCUGGCAUCUGAGGAUCACAAUCUUUAUACAUUUGAUGUCAGGCAACUAAAAACUCCCACUCACAUUUACAAGGGACACGUUGCAGCAGUUAUGAGCUGCGACUGGAGCCCCACUGGAAUGGAAUUUGUUAGCGGUGGAUGGGACCGAACAACCAGAAUUUGGAAGGAGGGGCAGGGCACGAGACCAGAAGUGUACCAUACUAAACGAAUGCAAAGGGUCUCAUCAUCUAUUUUCACUGCCGACGCGCGCUUUGUGCUGACGGGUUCUGAUGAUGGUAAUGUACGGAUAUGGAAAGCCAAAGCAUCAGAAAAGCUUGGCAUCAUCACAGCCCGGGAACGCGCCGCAAUCGAAUACCGGGAUACCUUAAAAGAUAGAUGGAAGCAUGACAACGAAGUUGGCAGGAUUCAACGCAACCGACACUUGCCAAAGCCGGUCUACCAGGCUGCAAAGCUCAAACGCACUAUGCUCGAUGCUCGUUCCGUCAAGGAGGAGCGCCGGCGGAAACAUACGCGUGCCGGGGAGAGCAAACCAAACGCAGAGCGCAAAAAGGUGGUUAUCACGGAGCAGACUUAAUUGCACGCUCGACGAUAGCCUAUACCUACAUUAUGACCCCCUGUCUGCUGCUGCUGCUGAUUGUUGCAACGAUUUAUGAAUGGGUUGUAACCAAUUUUGCAAGUUGCAACACGUCGUUAGUAUCCUUCGGUAUCCGGGCUGCGGUACACAACGAACAUUAGAUCUUGAGUUUGGGGUGCCGGUGAAGCUAUGAAAAUUUAAAGCUGCCACGUAGGCAGUCAAGGCUAAUAUUGUUAGUGAGAAUAUAGCAGCUAUAGCUAGCGCACCAAGUCUCAGACAGUAAAUUCUGUGCAUACUGUGUAAAUUUUACCACGCGCGAGAGCCUGCUACUGGCAUAUUAUGUAAUGGAAACUCAUAGAAAGUCAC
Messenger RNA from Suillus bovinus, 1749 nucleotides. Its product is annotated as WD40 repeat-like protein. The record is from RefSeq and is a predicted model, not a curated record. Gene Ontology annotation, cellular component: nucleolus; small-subunit processome. Bases 37 to 1383 code for a protein of 448 amino acids. Gene Ontology annotation, molecular function: protein binding. NCBI's taxonomy places the organism in Eukaryota, Fungi, Basidiomycota, Agaricomycetes, Boletales, Suillaceae. Gene Ontology annotation, biological process: maturation of SSU-rRNA from tricistronic rRNA transcript (SSU-rRNA, 5.8S rRNA, LSU-rRNA). The transcript is spliced from 8 exons.